AUGAAAUUGCUGGCCUUCCUGUUUAUUCCGCUCUUUGCGGGUGUGGUGGCCCAGAAUAAUAACUUUUGUCUGGCGCCUCCUCCGUUGACAGAGCCUGGCUCCUCGGAAACUUGUGGAGCCGGUUGCAUUUCCGAUGAAGUUGCACUGAACCUCGCUGAGUAUGCGAUUGAGACAGAGUUUCCUAUUGCUGGUGGCAUCGGUGUUUCUGUUCUAGACGCCUUCAUGGGCGGGAGUUCCGGUGAUGCCCAAAUCAAGCAUGCGUUUGAUGAGCUGAAGAACUACUUUGUGGGCAGGCUCAAGGAGUUGGAGUCCGAGGUAACGCUCAACACUCUCGCGAGACAUUACAAAGUGUUGAAAGAUCGGGUCGUUGUCUACGACGAUGCCAAAAAGGUUUACGAAGAUGACAAGACAGACCAUCACGCCGCUUCUUGUGAAGAGGCGUUGACAGUAGUCCUAGCUAGAUCAGUGCGAUUCGCUCAAGGAGGAUCUGGCCACGCCCCUUGAUGGAGCCAGCCCUGCAGCCAUCCUCCCAUACAUGGGCACGGUUGGGCAAACUUGCAUCAGCUUUCAUGUUCUCAAUACGUACCAUCAUGAAUAUGCAACCGGUGUCAAACAAGACGACGAAUUCAUAGCCGAGGCCAAGACCCACCUUGACGACUUUAUUAAUAAAAUGAUCAGGUUGACCCACGCUGCCGCUUCCAGAGCCAUACGAUUCGAUUCGAAAGGGCAAGAUCACGUACGAGUGUGAAAGUUGGAAAGACUGCUCUGACAGAAGGAUUGAUCAUUGGACUGCGACAUGUCCCCACGUCUAUCAAACGAAGGUGUUAGACGACGCAUGCCGCGGGCUUGGAGGCCCUGAACACCCCCCUCUGGUAGCGUUUGCCAAGCAUGAUGGAAGCUGUGCAGACGAGGAAGCCAACAAGUUCUUAAAACUCUACCGAGCGGUCGUAAUGAAAGGUGAGAUAGAGCCUGUGCUUUAGCGAUUUGGCAGUGGGUGACC
This is a messenger RNA of Seminavis robusta, 1000 nucleotides long. The record is from the annotation of a GenBank genome assembly. NCBI's taxonomy places the organism in Eukaryota, Bacillariophyta, Bacillariophyceae, Naviculales, Naviculaceae.